GCAUGCGGGUGUCACGGCGGCCGAAUUCGCGCGUGCCGAUAGCAAAACAUUGAUGACUGACAUUGUUAUGGAUUACAGAAGGAGCGUAGCCGUUGUUGGUGACAAAGUGAAUAAUCAUUGUUAUCCUGGACGUGAAAACAGUGGUGGCGAAAAGGUGUUUUUGGAAGGAUUGUGUGGCGUGAAACCGAACUCGAAGAAGAGCAGUCAUGGAGCAUCGACCACUGCUGGCUCGGCGGCAGCGGCAACCAAGGAGGAAGGAUCGCUGGACGACGAUUGCAGGAAGAAGAGAUGCGUCGAUAGAUACGACAGCUCGGAAUCUUCAGACAGUGGCGUAGCGGUACUGAGUUGCACAGACUGCAGCGGCAGCAGCACUGCCUCGAGCGACAUCACCGACCCCGGCUCCCCCUUCAGCACCGCAUCCAACCACAGCGAGGACUCGGGUGGCGCGUUGCAGCCGCCUAAAAUGCCGCCCGCUCAGUCCGCCCACCACCCGCCCUGGCCCUGGACUGCUGCCCACGACGGAUCGUCGCCUCAGCCCUCAGUGGCGGCGCCCUACGCCAAGCGUCUCAGAACUGCCCACGAAGCACCCAAGAAACAGCCUGCCGACGAUUCUAGUCUUAACAAUAACAAUUAUCGAUGCAAGAAGACGGAGUGCGUUCCGAAAAUGCAACAGGGGAAGAUAACGGAGUAUUUCAAGACGCACGGGAAGGCGAACGGUGUCAGGAAGCAAUUAUUGAAGAUGAAAGGAGUAAAGGUUCCCCUAAUUAGUCAGAUUUCCGGGAUGCGAAACACAAGGUCAAAAAAGGAAGCAAAAACGCGGACUGUUCCGAGAAAAAUCCUUCCAGCCCCUAGCAAAGUCCAAGAAACUCACCCCCCAACAAACGUUCACCCUUUUACACCCACAGUCACCCUCACUGCCGUCAGUUUCCCUCCAAACCUUGCGUAUCUUCACGCGAAAACUCCCAAGUCUCCCGACAACCUUUUUUUACCUCAAGUCAACUCGAUUCCCCUCAUCAACCGCGUACCCAUCAUAAACAACUUCAACUGCGUCAAGCUAAACGCCACGGUAGUGCCUAUCGUUAACAUAAAUGCCUUACCGCCGCGGUUGAACGCUGCCCAUGCCAACAUCGCGCUCAGCGUGGACACGGCGAUGCCUACGGUGCUGCCUGCCAGACCUAAGAGUUCAUCGACGUCCUCUGCGCAGACCAAGCAGUUCGAAGGAGGGGUGGUGCAAACUUCUGCGCAGAUGAACGGGACGCAGCAGCAGCGCAGGACAGAGAGCACGACGACAGAGGAGCCCUAUAGAACGGAGGAGUGCCAGACGCAUCAAGAGGAACGGCCUCAGGAACCGCCCGACGAUAAGACAUGGCAGGAGGAGAGUCAAAGUCGAAUACUGGACCAAAAAUCCCCGUCACCCACCGAUUCAGAUAGUGGAUUUUCGAGUCGGGGAAGUUUGGAGAUCAGCGUGGACGAGCCUGUGACGGAGCCGCCCAAAAAGUCGCCCAUUCUCUCACAGCCCAAGACAAUCAGAUUUCCUCCUGUUCAACGACAGAAAGCGAAAGAAGUAGGUCGAGAUUUGGGCAAGAGUCCGCCACAGUCCACCGAUGGUCAGUGUAGAUGGAACGAUUGUUCAGCACAAUUUGACACCAGUGGGGCCUUAUUAGAACAUCUACAGGUUGAACAUGUGAUAUCUCAAUCUAGAGCCAAUCAGGAACAAUACGUAUGUCUGUGGAGAGGUUGCAAGGUGCACGGGAGGACCUCCUGUUCCAUAUCGUGGCUGGAAAGGCACGUGCUGGCACACGCGGGGACCAAGCCUUUCAGGUGUAUAGUGGACGGUUGCGGGCAGAGGUUCAACUCACAGUUGAUGCUGGAAAGGCACGUCAACAGCCACUUCAACACCGACGGAAGCCAGAACACCAGCGCCAAAAAAUCUGUGGAGAACGGCCCUGUUAAGCUAUUCAAGAGGAAUGGACGGAUCAUUCGGUUUCGGAGACAACCCUGGUCAGCUCGAAUGUUUGAUUUUAUUGACUCGGGCAUCAUGGAGGGUCUGCAGCACAAGCUCCUCAAGAUGACGCAGACGCGCACUUUGGGUCAGAUGGGCAGCCCCGGCGAGACCAUGAGCCUGCAGAGCCAAAUCUUAGCCAAGAGGACGGACGCUAAAGGCUGCAAGGAGUUGCUGGUGCGGUGGCAUCCCCGAGAUGUCGUUCCCGACGAGUGGAUUUCCGAAAAAGAGUACAAACCGACCAAGGCGUUGCCCAUAACCUCACUUCCCCCUGAAGGCCGCGAGGCGCUCCGCCCUGCCCUCUUCCCAGGCAACCAAGGACGGACCGGCCACAAGCACCACCGCAAGCCCCUCAGACCCACGACGUGAUACUAAUUUUAAUAGAGCCCCGUCUCCCACGAUGCGCCUGUAAAUAGUACGAUUUUUGGAUGGAGAAAGUUAGGUUAAGUAAUUCGCGCCUUCAUUAGUGGUUAUAAUAAUUAUUAUAUAGCUGCCGUGGUUACUAUUGACCACAGUGAUCAAAGUUUAAAUGGUCAAAUUGAUGAUGAACAAAGAAACGACACGGCUAACGGCGGUUUGGUUUUUGUUUAAACUACUAUUUGUAUCAUGACAAUUUUUUUUUGGUAAACUUAUGGGAAUGUUGUUACAAACAGUGUACAGAAAAUACAGGGUAUCCCAUUUUCGAAUGUUUUGCAGGGUUUCUCGUUUAUGAAUAGAGCUAGAAAGAUGCACUGUUCACUGUGCUACUUUUUUAUGAGGAUGCUACACAUGUAUUAGUCCUAGCCUUAUUGGUUCCUGAAAUACAGGACGAAAUUGAAAAUGUUGAAUUUUUCGACCCCCUUUGUAUCUCAGUUAUCUUAUAAUUAUUGAUCGAAAAGUUGAAAACUGUGUCCCGUAGAGUUUUUCACGUAGUAUUCAGUGGUUUCUACGUAAAAUACUCUAGGGUAUACCGGGUGAAUUUAAAAAAUGUAUCAUUUUCAAAUUCUCCCUGUAUUUUAGAAGCCAAGGGGGCUAGGAUAAAUUUGUGUGUACCAUCUUUAGUUCCAUAAAAACGUAGUAGUGAUAUAAAAACCGCAAUUUGUAACUCUACUCAUAAACCAGAAACCUCAUAAAACACGAAAAUGGGACACCCUGUAAUUUUUUUAUCUAAUAAAAAUACUAAUAUAGGAUUUUUAAAAUUGACUUAUCCUAGUUAUUUUUAACAAAUAGCAAUAAUUGCUAACAAUAAAAACAUUAUUAAUUAACUAUAAAAGAGUUUUUUAAUUGAUUAGUUUGCCACUCAUAUAUUUUUAAUUAUUUUUUGAAGCCUCUUUCGAAGAUUCACAAUUAUUUGUAUUGUCAUUAUACUUGUUUACUUAUAUAUAUUAUACUUGCUUACUUAAACACUUUUCUUAUGGUGGGUUCAUGCUUCCGAUCUUAGCCCUAACACUAACAUUAGUCCUAACCCCAAGAAUUAACUAUAAAAUAAACAAAAAAUAAUACAAAGUAAACACAGAAGAAUGCAAAUUGUGUUGGCUACGAUGACGUUGCUUCCAUUUUUGAUCUACGAAUAAAAAUAGUAUUUAUGACUCCUUGCUUAGUAUUUUUUUUUCACCAGCAAUAUUUCUGAAAGUUUACAGAAGUGAUCCAAUUACAAAUGUAUAGAUUAUUAUUAUACUUAUAACAAUUUUUUAUGGUUAUUUUUUUUAAUUUCGUGUACCUUAUUGAGACACUUGAACCGCCGUUAGCUGUACUGAAACGUAGAAUUUAUCAUACAGAAACUGCUAAAAGAUGUAGAAAUUCCUAAACAAUAUAAAUAUUAACAAUACGCACAAGAAAAAUAGUGGUUAGUAUUUUAUUUUCUAGAGCGUAGGUGUCCUAACAUGUAGUUUCAUAAAAAUAGAAUCUUAAAAUUCAAGAAAAUCUAGUUUGAAUCCAUUUAAAAACUACUUUCUACAGUAUGUCCCCGGAUUGUCUUUUCAAGGGAAAAACUUUUUUAUUAUUGACAUUUUGAGAUAUCCCGUUUAUACUUUUCCAAAUUUCCAUACCGUUUUCCAGAAAAUUCCUAAAGUAAAAAAACGUCCUAAAAACCAAAAGUUGUUUCUAUGAUAAUUUAAUUUAGAUUUCAUUCUUUGAUAGAUGGUUAUUAUUCAUUUUGAAUAACGUCAUAUUCUUUUCUGUUGUUAAAGUAUCAAAUUUUCCGAUAACUAUUAUCACCCUUUCAAACUAAACCAAACUAUAGCAACAGAAAAUGAAACUAGAAUGACUAGGGGCAUUAUUUAUGUUCAUACUGUUUUCGUUCCUUUUAAUUUGCCUUUUUUAGGUUAGGUAUUUAAAAUUUAAAAAUAAAUAUUAAUACAAGUAACUGAACCAAAAGUAUUUAUUUAGCUAAAUGUUGGAACACCCUACGCCAUUUUUGUUUAUAUGUUUAGCUGUGAUAAUAGAUUGUUUUUUCUUUCUGGUUUUUGUAUGGUAAAAUGAUAAAAACGACGAUUGUGACGUUGGUUUAGAUUGUUCGUUUUUCGAGGACUUGUUGUGCAGAAAGAAGUCCAUUGCCAACAGAAUAAUUCCAAAAAAGACUUAUUUUAUUUUAGUUAGAUAAUUUUUCGUAUUGAGUUAUCGCUACAUUCAAAACUUUAGGUUAAUUAGUUGAUUAUUUAACAAUAUUUUCAAGCGUGAGUUGUUGGAAUCAAAAAUUAAUUUAUAUUGAGGAGAUACUAAAGACUUAUUAGUACCCUAUUAUUUAAUAAAAAACGACGUCAAAGUAAGCAGAGAAGUAGCACAUUAGUUUUUAUCUUGUUUUUUAUCCUGACUGUCACGUGGUUAUUAUCAAUUACACCAAAUCUCAAAUGGUGAAGUAAUAUUUUUUAAAAUUAAAUAGGUAAUAAUAAAAAAUUAAAUAAGAAAAAUCUCUUUAGAUAUUUGAUGUUGCAAGUUUUAUUUUUUUUAUAUUUUUUUGAAGAAAUUAAGAUUGCAACGUUUGUGAUAAAGUUUCAAAAUUAAUUGACAUUUUCAUAUACAAAUAUGAGAUAACCAAAGUAAGAUUGUUUUCUAAUACAAAAUUAAGUAUAGGUAAAUUUUUAUGUAAAUAAUUUUUUUAUUAGUUUUAUCUUAGAGAAUUCAAGACGGUGUUGUUUCGGUAAGCGUGAAAAAUCAAAAUUAGUGAUUAUUUAUUUAUUAAGUUGGUAUGUUUUUCUGACUGUAUAUGGCACUGAUUGAGUGUCCACCUAUAUUGUGUUCAUUUUUUUCGUAUAAAUGUAGCUAGGCGAUAACAAAUUUAAAAAAAGAAUCAAAUUUUUAAGCGACAGCUAUAGGUUAAGUGUAAAGCUUCAUUCAGUAUCUGGCAAUUAGUGGAAUAAAUUAGUGGUUUCAAUUACACCUUAUAUUUUUUAGUUUACGAUCAUUCACAAUGUUUAAAAACAUAAUUAAAAUCAAUAGAAUAUCAUAACAACACCUUGCGUUAGUUAGUUGUAUCCAUAGAGAAAGCCUACAGAAUAAACUUAU
Molecule: messenger RNA, 5485 nt
Organism: Sitophilus oryzae (rice weevil)
Lineage: Eukaryota; Metazoa; Arthropoda; Insecta; Coleoptera; Curculionidae
Gene: jing
Product: zinc finger protein AEBP2
Exons: 8
Coding region: 53-2371 (772 amino acids)
Biological process (GO): regulation of transcription by RNA polymerase II
Cellular component (GO): ESC/E(Z) complex
Source: RefSeq, a predicted model, not a curated record